AGGGUUUAUCGGGCGGCCGAUUUUGAUUAAAAUAUUCAAAAUGGCGGACGGAGGAGCAGCGAGUCAAGAUGAGAGUUCGGCGGCGGCGGUGGCGGCAGACUCAAGAAUGAAUACUCCGUCAGAAACCAGUAAACCUGUAAAAAUGGAAAGCGGGGAUGGGGAAACAGGCACACAAACAAAUGGCCUAGACUUUCAGAAACAGACGGUGCCUGUUCCAGGAGCAAUUUCCACAGCCCAGGCGUUCCUUGGACAUCUUCAUCAGGUUCAGCUUCCUGGAUCAAGUUUACAAGCUGCUGCCCAAUCCUUAAAUGUACAGUCUAAAUCUAAUGAAGAAUCUGGGGACACUCAGCAGCCAAGCCAGCCUUCACAGCAGCCUUCAGUUCAGGCGGCCAUACCGCAAACACAGCUUAUGUUGGCUGGAGGGCAGAUAACUGGGCUUACGUUAACACCAGCCCAGCAGCAAUUAUUACUACAACAGGCACAGGCACAGUUGCUGGCAGCUGCAGUGCAGCAUUCAGCCAGUCAGCAGCACAAUGCUGCAGGGGCCACCAUCUCAGCUUCUGCUGCAACGCCCAUGACACAGAUUCCUCUAUCUCAGCCGAUACAAAUUGCACAGGAUCUGCAGCAUCUACAGCAGCUCCAGCAACAAAAUCUCAAUCUGCAACAGUUUGUCUUGGUGCAUCCAACAACCAACUUGCAACCAGCACAGUUCAUCAUCUCACAAACACCGCAGGGGCAGCAGGGCCUCCUGCAAGCGCAGAAUCUCUUAACGCAACUACCUCAGCAAAGCCAAGCCAACCUCCUGCAGUCUCAGCCAAGCAUCACUUUCACCUCUCAGCCAGCAACCCCAACACGCACAAUAGCAGCGACCCCUAUUCAGUCACUUCCACAGAGCCAGACAACACCAAAGCGAAUUGAUACACCCAGCUUGGAAGAGCCCAGUGAUCUUGAGGAGCUUGAGCAAUUUGCCAAGACUUUUAAACAAAGACGGAUCAAACUUGGAUUCACUCAGGGUGAUGUUGGGCUCGCUAUGGGCAAACUGUAUGGAAAUGAUUUCAGUCAAACUACUAUUUCUCGCUUUGAAGCCUUGAACCUCAGCUUUAAGAACAUGUGCAAGUUAAAACCACUUCUGGAAAAGUGGCUCAAUGAUGCAGAAAACCUCUCAUCUGAUUCAGCUCUUUCCAGCCCAAGUGCCCUGAAUUCUCCAGGGCUGGGGAUUGAGGGCUUGAACCGUAGGAGGAAGAAACGCACCAGCAUAGAGACCAAUAUACGUGUGGCCUUAGAGAAGAGUUUCCUGGAGAACCAAAAGCCUACCUCGGAAGAGAUAACCAUGAUAGCUGACCAGCUGAAAAUGGAAAAAGAGGUGAUCCGUGUUUGGUUCUGUAAUCGGCGCCAGAAGGAAAAAAGAAUUAACCCACCUAGUAGUGGAACCAGCAACUCACCCAUCAAAGCAAUGUUCCCUUGUCCAACUUCAUUGGUGGCAACUACACCAAGCCUUGUGACAAGCAGUGCAGCUACCGCUUUGACUGUCAACCCUGGGCUCCCUUUAACCAGCGCAACUGUAACUAGUUUGGCAGUCUCAGGCACCACAGAAACCAUACCCAACAAUACCGCAACUGUAAUUUCUACGGCGCCUCCAGCUUCCUCGGCAGUAACAUCACCCUCCCUAAGUCCUUCUCCUUCUGCCUCUGCUUCCACAUCUGAGGCAUCCAGUGCCAGUGAGACAACCACAACACAGACAACCUCCACCCCCCUGACCUCGGCACUUGGGACCAGCCAGGUGAUGGUAACUGCUUCUGGUCUGCAAACUGCAGCAGCAGCUGCACUACAAGGAGCUGCACAGUUGCCUGCAAAUGCAAGUCUGGCUGCAAUGGCAGCUGCAGCAGGAUUGAAUCCAGGCUUGAUGGCAUCUUCCCAAUUUGCAGCUGGAGGUGCCUUACUUAGUCUCAAUCCUGGAACGCUAGGUGGUGCUCUCAGCCCAGCUCUGAUGAGCAACAGUACAUUGGCAACUAUUCAAGCUCUUGCAUCUGGUGGCUCUCUUCCAAUAACAUCGCUGGAUGCAACUGGAAACUUGGUAUUUGCCAAUGCUGGAGGUACACCCAACAUCGUAACUGCCCCACUGUUCUUGAACCCUCAGAAUCUUUCACUGCUCACCAGCAACCCAGUUAGUUUGGUCUCUGCUGCUGCAGCUUCCGCAGGGGCCUCUGGACCAGUUGCCAGCCUUCAUGCCACCUCCACCUCAGCGGAAUCUAUCCAGAACUCUCUCUUCACAGUGGCUUCAGCCAGUGGGGCUGCUUCCACCACCACUACGGCCUCCAAGGCACAGUGAGUUGGGCUCAGCUGUGCUAACCCUAGCCUGUUUCCAUGCUGCAGUGAGAUUGGCUGGCAGCUGGGCUUCUGAACUGCAAAUUAUGUUUGGCUUCCUCAUGCCGUCUUACUGGGGACAAGGGAGAGAAGGAAAAAUAUUAGAAACAGGAAAAAAAAAACAGCAAGAAAAAGAAGGAUUUAAAACUGGGACAAACAAUUGCCUAAUUUUAUAAGAAACACUGUCUUUUCAGGAUUGCUUCAUUGAUUGGAGAACUUUCUAACCAAAAAUGUAAAAAAAAAAGGACUACUUAUCAUUUCAGCAGUCUCAGUGACAGGUUAAGGUGGGUUAUCAACUCAAACAUAGGAAUGGGUUUUCUUUUUUCUUUUCUUUUUGAUCUGAAUAUCUUUUUUUUAAUUAUCUUUUAUUGGUCUGUUGUACAGGCCAUAAUGUCAUACAAGAUGUUUAUAAUCUUAUCAAUCGUGUUGGGGGUUCCUUUCUUAACUGGUACAGUUUAGGCAGGCCUGUAUUACUUGUGUAUCUCUUUAUGAUUAUUAUUAUUUUUUAUAUAAAGAGACAAAGAAAGUUUGGACACAUUUCUCUUUGCUCCUGGAACAGUUUCCGUGAGCUCCCAUGCCACUCAGAAGGAAAGGAGAAGAGAGGGAAGCAAGUGAAUCACAAAUAUUCUUUAUAAUAUCCUUGGUGGAGUGUUUUAUGAGAUUCUCUCAGAAGUGUUGGCAGUUAAAAUAAACAUACUGAGGGUCAUGGGCAAAGAUUGUCCACACAUGUGAGGUGGGAGUUUUGUUUAGACAGCAGUUUGUUCAUCAUAUUUGGCCAAAUCUAGCCCUCAUUUGCACGUCUUUGGCUCUUGUUGAUCCAAGGGGGAAAGGAUUUGGCCUGCAGAGUCUGUUUCAACUAUUGUGGUAAAUGAUUCUCUUCUUUCCUAAUUGCAUGGAAAUUGCCACUUUACAACUUUGGAAAUACUUCUGUUAUUUACUUUCUCAGGAGACUGCCUAUAUUGCUGAUAACUCAUAUACGUCCACUAAAUCUUCCUACCAGCUGUUUGGCAUAGGAUUUCAAAAAAGAAAAAAACCUGCAUUGGCUCAUUUUUAGACUUUUUUUUCCUGGAGUCUCUUGCUUUUAUGAUUGUAUUUUGAAUAUAAAACAUUUCUGUUUCAGAAGUAAACUAGGUCACAUGAACAGGAAGUACUGUUUACGCCAACACAGCCAUAACAAGCAGCCUUGUAAUCUUGUUCCAUUGUAAACAAUCUGUAGUGUUUUUACCAUUGCUUGCUGCUGUGGGAAAUAGUGGUAAGGGGUGAUUGGAAAACAGGCCAACUUGCUGUGGAAUACGAUGAGCACUGGCAUGUUGCAUGUAUUUUGCAAUGUUUUGUGCUGUUUCUGGUUUUUGCUGCUAAAUCAUUUAUGGCAGUAAACAUCUCUACUAAAGAGGGUAAAACUGUUCUCAAGCAUCAAGUAGUAUGUGCAAACAACUGCUGACAAUGGAUGAGAGAGAGAGAAGGAGGAAAGGAGACAGAGAAAAUGUUAUAUUGACUUGAACUCAGAUGAAAAGAAGUUGGAUCACUACCGCAGAGCUGGCACUUUCCUAUCUCCUUGAGACAAAUUGGAAAAUAUCAACUGUUCAAUGUUCCUUUCUAUUACUAUUUGGAAUAUGGGGAAGAGGGACAAGGUAGUUCCUAAGCUCACAUAGCCUCAAUCCAUUACUUCCCCCCCAAAAAAUAUUGUCUCUCAUCAGCUAACAGAAAGAGAGUUCAUUUAUAUUGCCAUCUCUGGUUGAUGACUCCAGUUUGCAAUCCUGUAUUAACUAUCAACUGGUGCAAAUCUGUCUCCUUCACCUGCUAUCAUGCUGCCUGUUCUCUGUUCAUCUAUGAAUCUUCAACUUCCUGAUUCACAAGCUAUUUAAAUAUAAGAAAUUAUUUCCUAAAACUGAAAAAAAAAACUUGUGAACUGUUAAGCAGGGAAAUGAGCAAAUGUCCGUCCACCGUCUUUAAUGUGUGUUUAUUUUUUUUAAUGUUUUAUUUUUUUAAAACUAAGCUUGAACCAAAGUCAAUUUCUAGCAAGCUGCUGUACUAAUGGACUAGUUUGUAUAAGUGCAGUUCAGAUGCAGAGAGGUGAUAGAUGCUACUGACAAUUUCUUUUCAUUUGUUUAUUAUUUUAUGUAAAAAUUGCUGCUUGUUUUAAUCUUUUGGUGGGGAGAGGUUGAUCUUUUUGUAUAUCCUUAGGGCAAAGUCUUAACUUGAUUAUUUUCUAAUUUCCAUGGUUCGGGGUGGGUAAAUAGAAUGACAAUGGCAAACGCUUACUAAUUUAGCUGAUUCUGCAUUUUCCUUAGCAGUUUGGAUCAGUCUAAAUCCUGUGAUAUGCUAUCUCCAUCAUUCUAGUCUCAGAAUACAAUUAUAAUAUUUUGGGUCAAAUGUUUAAUUGACUUAUAGCAACAGCAUGCUACAGUCAAAGUAGGUAAUAAGGCAGGAGAAUAUUCAAGAUGCUGGCCUAUAGGCCAUUAUAUUGACUAAUUUCUACCAAAGUAAAUAUCAGUCCAGUAAAUGUUUAUUUUGUCCAUUGAAAAAAGAUUUUGCUUUUUUAUACAUGCACAAACACACACAUAAUUAUAAAAGCAAAGAAGGUAAUGCGACUUUUGAUUGUGUUUGCUCACCCGUAGGCUUUAAGGAAAAGAUCCUAUGGAUUUAUGAACCAAAAAACAAAAAAUACCCAUUUUAUCAUCAUUAACAUUUCAAAGAAAUUCAGGGAAAUUAAUUUGGCUUGUCUGCCUGUAAUUGAUUAGGUUCACUGUUUUUUGUUAGGUGUGAAAGUAUGAUAUAGAGAUACUCAGAAUUCUAAUUAUCCCAGAUGAUAGCUAUAAAACAUAAUUAUUUUAAUUUGCUCAUACAAUGCAUGAAUCCAACAGGCAUUGUAUCAACUUAUUUAUAAACAUUUUUCAGACCUUUCCACUCUUCCAUGUGUCGUACAAAUAGCCACACUCUUAAAAGGUGUUAUAACUCUUGUACCAGAGAAACUGGAAAUUCAGAAACAGACAAACCAGCAAUUGUUUGGUUGAAUUGUAAGUUUUAUGUUUGAUUUAAGUGGUUCAGUUAUAUAUUUGAUGAGUUAUCAGGAGAUUGUUUAAAAUUUUCCAAUAAUACAAAAAUACUGGAGUUUUAAUGGUUAUCACUAUUUAUUAUUUUGCCACCUACUUAAUUCUACUCAGUAUACGCAUGCUCCAUAAAUUAACAUAAAUAUUAUUGCACAGUCUAAAAUAAUCAUCAGCUUCCAUAAUAUUGUAAUAGUUACAAUUGAUUUAAAAUUUCAGCAAAAUAUCAGAUGUGCACAAUUGGAGAAUCUGUAGGAAUAAACAAUAUGGAAGGCCAGAAAACACAUAUUCUAGUAGUUGCGAAAACUUUCUAAUAGUCACUACAAAUGUAGUUUAUGCACUCAAAAAUAUGUGCACUGUAUAUGUAUCUUCUAAUAACUAGAGAUGAUCACUUAUUAAUUCUAUCACUUGAGUUAAUUGUGUUCCAAUCUCUCAGUGUUCUAAAAUAUGUUACAAGUGAUACUGUUCCCAUUUCAUAGCCAAGUUAUCUUGUUUUCCUAUUCAUCGCAUUCAGUGAGACACCAUUUUAUAAACCAAAAUUUGCAAUAUUAUUCUUAUUACCUUAGUUUACAUCAAUCUUAUAUCUGGUAUCCUUCACAGAAUUGGAUCACCUUUCUCUUUGCCUCAAUACAGAAAUAACACUGGCUGAGGAUGAUGGGAAUUUCAAUCUAGUGCAUCUGGCAAAUUUCAGAUUAGAGAUGAUUGCCAUAAAAAUUUAUUGGUGAUUCAUGGUGGAACAGAUAGAUUUCUAUCCUAGUUUCUCCUUUCUCCUUUCUAGUUUGUCUUUGCAGCUGACGAUAAUUUCUGAAAGUUGAACAAUCUAUGUUCCUUUCAAAUCAGGAGGAAACUUUCUAUUACUCUUAAUGAAGCCAAAAUGCCAGAAUUUUAAAGGUGUAAAAAGAAUGACAUCUUGAGAAAAUAAAUCUCUUGACAAAUAUUUUAAGAUACAGUCUGAGGUUAAUCUAACUUGUAAGCAUUUAAGGUCAUUAAAUUAAAGUAAAUACUUUCUGCAGUGAGAAAGUUGUUCUUCCAUCUUAUAAAGUAACAAAUGUACAAAAGGGGUUGAAAACAUUGAACCCAUGAAGUUUAGAAUUUCAAAUUUGAUUUUUCAUUUUGAUCAUGUGCUACCAGUUUAUACAUUAUGGAUUUCAUGUAUAGGGUUCAUAUAUGUGACAAGCAUCAUUUGAAUAUUUUUUUUAACAGUUUACUUUUGAAGAGCAUAACAUUCAUGCUUUUCUGAUGUAUUAUGGCUCCUUUUUGUUCAGGGCUCGAACUUUAUGUAAGUCGAUUAAAUGUAGACUUUUUCCCCCUUUUUUCCCUUUCCUUUGGAAAUGUAUAAAUCUGUCUAUAUAUAUAGCAACUUUAUUGAAACACAAUUAUUACAGCUAUGCCAAUAGACUGUCCAGUUAUCUUGUUGGUUUAAGAAUGUCUUCUAGGCCACCUCCAGUAGCUCAUCCCACGCUGAAUUACAUUGUUCAAAUUGAAGAGCUAGAUCUCCAAAAAUGUCAUUUUAGCUAAGUUGUUACUAGUUCAUAUUUCAUUGGUUUUGUAAACAUCUUCUGGCAAUAUGUAAUAUUGAUUCUCUGGCCAUUUGUAACUUAAUGCUUCAAAGCACAAGAAAUAAGCCAACAGACCUGUUGAACUGUUCAAGUAACACAGGGAAUGAGACCUAUUACUAUUAAAUUUGUUUUCUAGACAUAGAGAUGUUUUUCUUGAAUACUAAUACCUAGGAUCUGUAGACUGACUGUAUAUGAAAUAUGGAUGUGGCAGCACUGGGAUGGCUGAACUCUGUCUAAAAGUAUUGGACCUUUUUGCCAUUUCUGUAUCUAUUCCAUAUAAAGGUCUAUAUGUUUAGUGGUUUUAUUUGACGCCUACAAAAAUUGGAAAUAAUACAGUGAUAAAUUGUAUUGAGAGUGGACCAGAUUCGUGUUAACUUUAGUAACCUGUGGCGAUAUAAAAAGGCAGGAUGGAUAGGAAGAAUUCUUUUAGAGGAAAGUGCAAUCCCAGGUUACAUCUUAUUUCUAUCAACAGAGAUCAGAUCUUAGAAACAUUACAUGUUGACCCAAGGAUGUAGGCAUACUUUGUGGAGAAUACUGUGCUUUUGAGAAUUUUAAUGUAGUGGAUGAGGAUUCAGGUGGCCAGUGAGGGAAAUACAGCAGUCUUUCUCUACUGCUGGGAAACAAUGCAAUCCCAAAGGUUGGAUCCACUUUUUCACUUUCAGUUGCCAGAGGAAAUAAUGUUGCACCCUGACUUGAUAGAAUGCAUUAUAUUGCAUUACAAUAAAUGUAAAUUUUAGCUAUAUACUAGAGACUUCAGCCAAAGAUGGUACAUGUCAUUUGAAGAUAUAAGGAAGAGCAGAAGAAUUGCAAAAUUUCCAAUGCUAGAAACCAGGCUUAAAAUCCAUCGUUGCCUUAUUCUCCUUAACUUUUCUUUUCACUUGUAUAUGAUGUGUGGAAAGUUUAUUCAGAUAGUCAUUUUUAUCUGGGCUCUUUAUUUUUUUUUGUCUGUCCUUACAACAAACAAGAAUCUAGAACAAUGUAAACUGGCUCUUUGUUAAAAGAUAUAGCCCGUAUUUAAUUCACUAUCACUUUGAUUGGCAAUAGUUUUUUUAUGUUUAAUUCUGACAGCAAGAUAUAAUUAAACAAAUAUUUGAGAUAAAAAUAUAUUGCCAAUGCACUCUAAUUUUUCAAUCCAAACCAAAAUUAUAGACUGGGGAAUUUUUGCCAGUGAGUAAAUGUGGGUAUGCAGCUAGCAGUGGACAGACUCUGAAACUGUGUUUGGCAUUUGGGGGGCAAGUAGGGUAGAACACUGAAAUAUGGGAUUUGAGUCAAAUGAAAUGUUACAGGGAACAAAAUAGUAAGCAAAACAUAUAUUUCUAGAAAAAAAAAUUCCAUACAAAAUGAAGCUUGCAAAUGGUGAGCUCUGAAAAAUAUUGUUGAGGUCUUGCUUUAGGAAGCCCUCCCACCCCACCCCCUAUUAAUUUAGUAACACCUGAGAAAUUUUGCAUAAUAAAUAUAUAAAAUUGAUUUCUAACCUUAUAAUCAUUUGGCAAACUCUGGGAUUUGAUCUGGCCAUCUUGCUUUUGAAGUUACCAAACUAUAUUGAUGGUGCAAAAGUAAAUACGUGACUUUCUAUUUUGUUACAUACAAGGAAUAAUAAACCAUGCUAGCAAACACAUUUUACAGUUACAUUUGCUUAAAAUAAUGUUAGCAUUAAAUUACAAUUCUCAUUAUGAUUCUCAUACUAUGGAUGGACCAAAAAAGUGGCAUGAAAGAAUAUUCUUGACCUGACUCUUUUCCCCGUUUUAUCUCAAAAGUUUGAAAUGUUUAUACUUAAUCUGUGUAUCCCUAUAUGUACUUUUUAAAUAUGAAUCCUACAAGGAUUCAAAAUUUCAUAAAUGUAUAUAGGAAAAAGUGAUCAUAGAGUAAACACUACCAGAAGAAAAAUCUGUUGAUAAAGAGUUGUCUGUGACCUUAGGAUACAUUGGCCAAUUAUGCAAAGCUACAUUCUAGUAUUCUUAAAGCAAUAUAUUAUUUUAAAAUCUCAACUGCAUAAUUCUUGUUCUGUGCAGCAUUGGGGCCAAAUUUAACUUGUCAGCAUUUCAGAUGAAUAGGUGGGAAAAGUUAAAUCAUAUCCCUGAAUAUUUCAGUUGGAUUUGAGUUCCUUUCUUAUGGUAAGAGGAGAAGAAACACAACUGUAAUUAGUGCCAAUUCAUUGUCCUGAAUUCUUCUUACUUUAUUAUGGAUUAUUAUUGGUUUUUAACAUUUUAAGUAGGUUUUUUUUUAUUGUCCACUUAUUUUUUGCUAUUGCUUUCAAAUUCAUGAAGUCAUAUUGGAUCUAAAUGGAAAAUGAAUUUUUCAUUCUAUUCCAUAUUUCUACUAGGCUAUUUUAAACAUACACCAUGCAAUACUAAACAAAUUUCUAUUUUCAUGAUAUAGAAAGACAUCUAAAUCAACUGUUAAUGAAAAUCUGAAAUCAAAUCAAUCUUUGAUUAAUCUCCCACUCCCUGUCCAAAUAACAAUUUAUAAAUAGGAAGCUCAGUUUUUAAUUUUGGUUAAUUAUCAAUAGCACAUGCCAGACUUUGAAUCCCUUAUUUAAGAAUAUGAAGCUAUUUCACACAUUUAGAUUUUUCCUAAAUGAAAUAUUAUAUCCCAUUUUAGGAAAUUAUAACGUAAAUAUGCAGCGGACAUUUACCUUUGCUCUGGGAACACAAUCUGCAUUUCUACUGCAUGCACAGAGAUUUGCUCUUAAGGCAAAUUACAAUGAUCUUUGAUUCACACUGGAACUAAUGUAGCUUUAUUAUUGAGAAGGAAAACUAUUUACAAUGUUUAAUGUUGCUGUAUUUGUCGUUGCCUCCUGGCACAUUCUGACUUCUGUUCAAACCUAUGUUGUUGAACUGAAUGUUAGUAUCUUUGUUAUAUAUUUUCUCACCAGGAGAGUAAAAUGAAGACAUCUUGACUGAAAUAAUUCAGAAGAUCAUUCUGUCCCUUCUCAUCUCUUGUUUUUAAAGCAGGCAAUGUUACAGAAUUGUAGAAACAAUGCCUUUGGUAGCAGCUGGUUUUCUGGCACCUUUAAAAAGAUACCUCAGCAUAGCUUUGUUAGUAUUGUUUGUAGACUGAAAAAUCAGGAGAGAGCAUCUUUAUAAAUAGUGGAGGUAAUUGUAGUGGUAGAGUUUAGUUAAGCUUUUGGAAACCCAGUGUAUAUGUAUUUGGAAUUCUGUGUUUUACAGGGAUGGCGUUGAAAAGAAGCAAAGUAUGUUAACUAUGCUAGAGGUAGGGGUGUAAAAAAACAUUUCAAACUGUUUCAAGUGUGAGACUUUAUGAUGCUGUUCUGAGUCCAAAAUGGUUGCCCAAAUGUUUUGGAAAUUCUUCAGAAUUGAAACAGGGCUUUGAGUUCAAAUAGCUCUGUUUCAGGGUUGAAUACUUACAAAAUAUUCAAACCAGCCAGUAACUGACUCUAAACUGGAAGUUUUAACAAAGCUUUACACUUGAAUAGCAAGUACACUCCUACUAGAAGUCAAAUGUUGCUUACAACUUCCAUCUCUCUCUUUUUUUAAAAUUUGAUCUUGCCAAAGGAAGCAGACGCUUACUCCUAAAUCUGGGAUUCUUUGAUUUUAUCAAUAAUAUUCAAUAUUUCAAAAGACAGCAUGCAGGUUACCAAUUUGAGUUGCUAUAUUGUGCUAUUUGUACACACAGAAAAUUAGCAACCCAUUUCAACCUGUGUAGUUGCACUAGGUUUACUCUUAAGCCAAGAUGUUUAACUUGGGGGUGGGAGGGAAAGAUUUCCAUCUACAUGAAAUCAGAAAGUUAUGGUAAAGUGGUUGCUUUUUCCCUACUCAUUGAUUGUAGUGUUUAAUAAUAAUUACUUUUAAAAUAAUUUUAAAGUAACAAUGUUAACCUUGUCUAGACCAAAAAUUGCAGAAGAUAAACCAAACUAAACACUAAUCUCCUCUGAACACUUAAACAAAGUGUACAUGGGGGGAAAGAUGAUCUUGUAAGAUAGUCCUUGGGAGAAAAGAUUUCUUACUGAAUAGAUCAUUAUUCUUGUAUUAAUUUUGCUGAGAGACUGUCAUUUUUUGCAAAUAAUGCAUAUUUUGGUUUGAAGACUGAAUUCUUUAAAUUUGUCUUUUCCAUCCUUAUUCUACAUAUUCUUUAAAAUAAUGUUAGUGUAUGUGUAUUUGUGGGCUGGCAUAUUAUUUGAGAAUGAAGGACUUAGGUUGACUGGAGGGGAGAAUUUCCAAUGGCUUUUAUGCUUAAAGGCACUGGUAAUCUUGGCCAACUUUCCUGUUUUUGGAGUGUGUUAAGGUUUUUAAAAAACCAGGUGGUCUUAGAAGUUCAUAUUGAUAGCUUUUUUUCUUUGAGGACAUAGUUUAUGAAUUUGGCUGAUUUCAUUAAGUACAUAUUGGAAUGAGGAACUGAUUAAAACAAAGCCCAAAGUCAUAAGCUAUUAUUUGGAAACAGGGAAACCUGAAAUAUUUUUAAAAAUGCAUCAUCUUUUGGCACAGCUCAGAUGUACUGGGUGAUGUCUUUUUCUUUACAUAAUGGAAAUGUUGGAGAUAACUGUUUUGUUUUGUUUUUGUUUUUUACUCACCAGAAGAGCUUUCAAUAUUCUCACAUGACAUGCUGUGGCUUGAUUAACUGCAAUAAUCAAGUUCGACGUAUGCUCGUAUAAAGAAAGCAGUUGUGUAAUUAUAUAUGGGUUGUCCAUUUCUUACUUUGUAAAUCGGCUAGAAUGCAUAACCUCACUGAAAGCUUUAAUAAUAGAUUUGGUGUUCUGACUUUAUGUAAAGUGAUAUUAAUAUUGUGUGAUUUUCCUAAACUAGUUAGAUUUAUAGGUAGAGAAUAGGAAAAUACUAUCAAAGUUAAGAGCACUUGGAACAAAAGAUAUUGAAAAGGAGAGGAAGGAAAUGAAACAGUUAGUAGGUGGGAUCUCGAAAGAAAAAUUCUUAAUGGAGAGAACUGCAAUGAUUCUCUUCUGCCUUAUUUCUUAUCUUUGUUUGCUGAUGCCAAAAUAUUGACUUAAAGUCUGUUGUGAACUCUUCCUCCAAUGUUCAUUGUCACAAUCUUCUUCUGACACACCAAAAACAGUAUUGCUUUUUCAGUGGGUAAAACCCAUUAAAAUAAGUUUUCCAAAUAAUUUCUAACUUCAUUUGAUAUAUCAGAAAGUUUUCAGCACUGAUGGUGCUGGUGAUAAGAAUACUAUAAGUUAUUUGAUAUAUGUUGGAAUGUAUAAGUCUGCAUUUAAUUAAGAUAUACAUCAAGCAAAGCUACUUUUUCAGUAGUUUUGUAAAGGGCAUUAUUGUGGGGGCAGGGAGCCAUUGUUUGCCCUAUAUAAUUCUUAUUAUGAUUUUAACGCUUAAGAUUUGGUUUCUCUGAACUGCAAGGAGAAAAUACCGUAGAUGUUGAUAUGGCAGUGCAUAGAUAACUCUACUUACUCAAAACUCAUUGGAGAAGAAUUGCACUUUUCUCUAAAACCCACAAGGCAAAAUCUUUCAGAGCACCAUGAGACAUUUUCACUCCUUGAUCCUACCAUGUUGGUGUUCCAUUUCCUUUUUCUGUAAUAGUAUCUAAGGCUAGGUAUGAAUAGGUGUCGGAUAUUUAUCCGCCACAGGUACAGGAGCUGUCGUAUACCUCAUUUCUAACUCGUAACCGAGUAACUUGCUUUAACUUUCUCCAAACCCUACAGAGAUGCCAAGCCUGCCACCCUUCCUUUAAUUAGCAUUGAACUCUGGCCUAUAGCAAACCGUGACCUGUAACCUGGGGACAGAUCCCCGAAAGCCUCUGAAUGUUGCUGCUUAAAAGCUACUGCAAACUGAGGGCAAAUUGCAAUCUUUUAUUUGUUUUGGUUACCGGGGGUCAUCUUGUAGCCUUUGAAUACCCAUCUCUUCCCAGCCUGUGCAUGAAAUCUGUAUGCUGCCUUCUGCCACCUCCUGGCGAGAUGUCAGGGCUCUUGUUUUCCAGGAUCAAGCCAGGGCCAAAUUGUCUGCAUACAUACCACUUUCUAUCUUUUAACCUGUUGUCUUUGUGUGUCACUCCUUUUCUAAAACAUGUUCUUUUAUUAUUUGACAAUCUUGUUCAUUUGCCACCUCUUCCCUCUGGGUUAACCAGAAGCUGCAUCCAUACUCUUUCUACCAUUUUAGUUUGAAUGUACUUUUACCUACCCCUUUAGAAAGGGAAGCUUUGCCAGGUCACGGUGCCCUGCUAUAUGCUGAGGGGAGCGGUUUCUUUGUUUUGUUUUGUUCUUUUAAAAAAAUUCCAGCCAAAACCAAAGAUUUCCUAAUGAUUGUAUAAACUCAAAACAAACAAACAAACCAAAGACAAAGGGCAUCUUCAGCACCAAUCAAAUCCGGGAAGCCAUCUUUUCUGGGUGUGGAAGAGAUGAACCCCAAAGUGGUUUUUGCCUUCCAGUCCAAGAUGCAAUGGAUGGCUUGAUCUAAGGUAAGGUGGAUUUGGUCAGCAAGGUCGCUUUUCUCCCACUCCGUUUGGGAUGCAAAGUACUCUUACAAGAUUACAAAUCCAAGGGGCAUAGAGAAAAGCUUGGGGAAAUUUGAUGGAGCUUUAUAUAUUGGUUGUGAAGCUGAAGACCUUGGUGCAUGAUUGGCUGCUCUGAUGGGUACUUUUAACCCUUUGUGAGCUGGGUGAUAAAUUGAUUAAUACAUGCUAGAGUGCACUUCUGAGCUUCCCCCCUGCCACUGCUUGGAAGAGGCUGUCCUAUUGUGAGAAAUAUCUGAAUUUUGUUUCUUAUUUUCCGCUUUUUCCUUUUUGUUACUUGUUCAUUAUUUUUGCAGCACCACUGUGCAACUAUGCAUUGUAUUUCUCAACAUUUUUGCUAGGUAGAUGCCUAUGACUUUUUAAACUUUGGGGGAGGGGGGUUGCCAGCGAAGGAACUUUUUACACAAAUCUUUUAAAUCUCAGUUGAGUAGGGGUGUUUGGUUCUAGGGUCAUACAAGCUCUAUCCCAAAGCAAAAUCCAAAUGUUAAUAAUAUUAGCCUGAUGCAGAUACCAAAGAUAAUUUCUUUCCUGCAGAACUUUAGACUUGUGUAUUAAGUACAAUUACCCAGCACUUGCAUUAGUCUAACCUCAGUAAUUCCAAAGCUUAGAUGUAUAUUUUGCUAUAUUUCUGGGAUAUUAAAAAUGUGUUUAAAUCCUUGUUUGUUUCUGUGUAAUGCUCUUAAAAGUCAUAGCAUGGAGAUAAUUGAUUGUCUUAUUCUUAGUAGUUUGAAAUAAUAGUAUUUUUGUAUGUUUUGGGUGUGUCUAUGUACGUAUUAACACAAUAGUUUUCACUGCCUAGGUGUUCAUAAUUGAGGAAAAAUGUACAUAAUCUGUAAUUUCCAUCAGAUUGUCAAUUUAGAUUGCAUUUUCUCUUAUUGCCAUUCUGAACAGAGAGUUUUUUUUUUAAAGAGACAGCAUGCUUAUAUGGGUGAAAUUGAACCCUUGCCCUACUCAGAAGGCAUCGUCCAUUCAUAUCCAAAGGUCAGAUAAGAAGACAGGUAAAGCCCUAUGAAUGGUUCUGAUGUCCUAACUUUUUUCUGUUUGUUAAAAGAGAAUUAUGUUGCCAUAAGACAGUGGAAACAUUGAUUAGAAAAAGGUUUAUUGCCUUUUCUUUUGCAAAACCUGGUAUGUAAUCUUUGUGGACUGCACAGCUUCAUUUACAUUGAUGAACAGAUUUUUUUUCAUUGAUUCUUCUUUUCAUGAUCAUUUGUGUAAUUUAAUUUGGAAUGUAUGCAACAUAAAAGAGUGGUUUACAUAUCCUACAAGGUUCAUUCUCGCUUAUGCUCACUCUGAGACCCAUAUCCCGAGGGAGCGCAAAAUAAUGCUGUCUCUUUAAAGAUAUCUUCUGUUUUUCCCCUAGUGGCUGCCUGCAGGCGGCUGUGGGCAUUGAGAAACUGUAGAUUACAGUGAAUCAGGAUGAAAAUGGUAGGUUUUGUGUAGAUGCAUUUGUCUGCUGUAAUUUUUAUAUAUAUGAGACUUACUGUAACUGUACAGUUCAUUUCUGUUGUAAACUUCAUUAAACCAUUUUUCCAAGUGUUUUAACAUC
This is a messenger RNA of Thamnophis elegans (Western terrestrial garter snake), 14948 nucleotides long. RefSeq names its product POU class 2 homeobox 1 (gene POU2F1). NCBI's taxonomy places the organism in Eukaryota, Metazoa, Chordata, Lepidosauria, Squamata, Natricidae. Gene Ontology annotation, biological process: regulation of transcription by RNA polymerase II. The transcript is spliced from 16 exons. The record is from RefSeq and is a predicted model, not a curated record. The coding region runs from base 41 to 2329 and encodes 762 amino acids. Gene Ontology annotation, molecular function: RNA polymerase II cis-regulatory region sequence-specific DNA binding; DNA-binding transcription factor activity, RNA polymerase II-specific. Gene Ontology annotation, cellular component: nucleus.